Messenger RNA from Drosophila guanche, 2140 nucleotides. It is a transcript of the gene Ance-5, whose product is annotated as angiotensin-converting enzyme. The transcript has 4 exons. Bases 102 to 2024 code for a protein of 640 amino acids. Gene Ontology annotation, biological process: proteolysis. Gene Ontology annotation, cellular component: plasma membrane. The record is from RefSeq and is a predicted model, not a curated record. Gene Ontology annotation, molecular function: metallopeptidase activity; peptidyl-dipeptidase activity. Lineage: Eukaryota; Metazoa; Arthropoda; Insecta; Diptera; Drosophilidae.
UCGUCGCAGUUCCAUUCGAUUCGGAAGAAACAGCGCAAAAAGCAGAGUGAGCAAAGCACUGAGCAUCUAAGAGUGAUAAGCUUAUCAGAGCGGAAGCCAACAUGGGGCUCUCCACGAAGAACCUUCGACUGAUCCUGGUCAUGGUAGUGGCCCUGAUUCCGACCUUGGCAAACUGUAGCUUCAAUAAAGCCACCUCCAAUCACUCGGCCAACUAUGAGCAGUCCACACGGGAGAUUUUGGCGACAGCCACCGAGCGGAUGCAAAAUAUUUGGAACAUGAAGCAGAGGAUUUUCCUCCAGCUUACAUCCAAGGGAAAAUCGCCGCUGGGCGGACAGGCUCCCACCAAGCAGGAGGUCGAAAAUGAGACAUAUCAUCUGAUGUACGAGCUGGCGGCAAAUCUGAGCGUGGUGCCCGUCAAUCAGUUGGAAGAUCCGCUGCUGCGACGUCGCGUCCAGCGGCUGGCCAAACUGCAGCUGCUGGGACUGCGGCCACGGGAUUACGAGCAGGCCAAGGAUCUGUUGCGUUCCAUGAGGAACUUUGUGAGUGGCCCGCUUGUUUGCAUCUCCGAGGACUGUACCACGCGUCGCCCCCUGGCCAUGUAUCCGCACAUCGUGAACAAGAACAUGCGGGCCAAGCACUACGAGGAUCUGGUUCUCAACUGGUUCAGCUGGCGUCGAGCCAUCAACGACAAGGACACUGCCAAGUCCACGUUCAUUGACUACGUGCGGCUGCUCAGGAUUGCGGCCACCUACAAUGGGCAUGUAACGCCUUCGCGGACAUGGUACCUCAACUACGACACGGAGAACUUCCAGGCCGAGAUGGAGGCAGUUGUGUGGGAGAUAAUGCCGCUCUACCGCGAGCUGCACGCCUACCUGCGGCACGAGGUGCAGGUAACCUACCCCAAGGCGGACACGAAGAGCGAUGGCGCUAUUGUGGCACCGGUUAUGGAUCAGAUUCUGUCCCAGGACUGGUAUCCGCACCAGUUCUUCCGCACUCCUCACCCCAGCAGACAGCACCAGCUGCCGUCCGUCCAUCGACGGCUGGAGGAAGUUCUCGUCACGCCUGUGAAGAUCAACAAGAAGGCCGCCGAAUUCUUUGAGUCGCUGGGCCUCAACCACAUGUCCGAUGGCUUCUAUGACCGCUACUCUCGGCGUAUGAACGAUGACGAGGGAGGGCCGGACUGCAAGUCGCAAGUCUACUACUUCCCACCGAACGUGGCUCUGCGCUACUGCCCCAAGUUGGACUACAAGAAGAUGAUGCAGAUCCAUGGAACGAUGGCCGAGCUGCAGUACAACAUUUACAAGCGGGACCUGCCCUUUGGCCUGGACACCGAACCGUGCCCAGGCUUCGGAGGUGCUCUUGCCGAGACUGUGGUCCUUGCCUCGGGCACCGCUCGGCACCUGCACCGACUGCACAUUUUGCUGAACGACAGCCUCUCGGAGGAGCAGUCCCUCAAUCGGCUGUUCCGCAUGGGGGUGCACACUCUGGUGGCUGUGCCGCAGUACUUCAUCAACGACAAGUUCCUGGUGGACGUGAUGGAUGGACGGAUCGGGGUGAAGGAGUACAACUGCGCCUACUGGCGCCUACAGGACAAAUACGCCGGCGUACAGCCUCCGGCUCUGCAUUCAUCGAAAGAUUUUGAUCCGGACUUUAAGUUCUAUCGAGGCAUGAACCCCGAAACCUCCAACACCAAGAAAUUUCUGUCUGAGAUCUUGGGCUUUCAGUUCUAUCGCUCCUUCUGCUUGGUCAGCGGCCAGUACAAGCCCGGAGAUCCAAAGUUCCCUUUGCACAAUUGCGAUUUCUACGACAGCAAGGAGGCGGGCGAUAUGAUGCGUGAGAUGAUGAAGCUGGGCGCCACACGUCAUUGGCGCGAUGUCAUGGAGAUUGCCACUGGGGAGCGUAAGUUGAGUGGUCGCGGCAUUCUCGAGUACUUUGCGCCGCUCUUCACGUGGCUGAAGGAGCGCAACAAGCAGCUGGACAUCGAGCCGGGCUGGGAUGCUGACGAGUUAUGCCGAAAGGAGUAAUGGCCGCACCCCAGAAUGGGGUCUACAUACAACCUACAUAUAUCCCUAACGUAUUCUAUUAAUCUCCCAGUUGGUGUAUCAAUUAAACUGUUGGAACACUUCACACACAAAUAUAA